AAAUAUAUAUCACAUCACCACCAACCUCUUCAUAGUUAUAUUGGUCUUCUUUUGGAAAACAAUUAAUUAUGAUUAUUAAUGAACCAAACCCUACUGUUUUUCCCUCUCUACCUCUUUGGCCCCUUUUCUGUGCCGUUUUCCCUUUCCCAACCAUAUUUAAAGCCUUCCCCAAUGAGCACAACUUUGCACAGCAAAUUAGGAACUCCUCAUUCAUUCGCUCACUCACUCAAUCUCAGUUAGACAUAGCACAGCUCCUUUCUUUAUAUCUUUGGGCUCUUUAAAGGUUAGGUUCUUCUCCUCUGAGAGAGGGGGAGAGAGAGAGAGAGAGAGAGAGAGAGAGAGAGACAAGACGUACGCGCGCAACAUAUUCUAGCUAGCUACGAAGAUUGGAAAAGAUGAAAGAAAAGCAUGGGACUGGACCAAACGGCGAGAGAGGGCCGAGCAGACACAAUUUGAGGAGUGUUUGAAAAAUGGGUGACCAUGUUCAUGGCAUUUCCAUCGACGGGAGCAGCUCCAAUAGGUUCGAGCCCUUCGACGAUGAUGGUCGCAUCAGAAGAACUGGGACCAUAUGGACCGCGAGUGCCCACAUAAUAACCGCAAUUAUUGGGUCGGGCGUGCUCUCAUUAGCGUGGGCGAUAGCCCAGCUAGGAUGGAUUGCCGGCCCGUCAGUGAUGAUCCUGUUCGCCAUAGUGAGCUACUACACAGCUGUUAUCCUCGCUGACUGCUAUCGAACUGGCGAUCCUGUCUCCGGGAAACGGAACUAUACUUACAUGGACUCAGUUCGUUCUAUCCUCGGUGGAGCUCAUGUCCCAACAUGCGGUUUGAUACAGUACCUGAAUCUCUUCGGGAUUAUGGUCGGCUACACUAUCGCAGCCUCCAUAAGUAUGAUGGCGAUUAAGCGGUCCGACUGUUUCCAUGAAAGUGGGGGAAAGAACCCAUGUCAUAUGUCGAGCAACCCCUACAUGAUUAUGUUCGGGCUUGUGGAGACUCUGCUGUCUCAGAUCCCAGACUUUGAUCAAGUCUGGUGGCUCUCGAUUGUUGCCUCGAUCAUGUCCUUCACUUACUCCUCGGUGGGCCUUGCCCUUGGCAUUGCCAAAGUUGCAGCCACCGGAAAUUUCCGAGGUAGUCUCACGGGGAUAAGCGUUGUGAGUGUCGGGCAAACGCAGAAGAUAUGGAGGAGCUUCCAAGCUCUUGGAGAUAUCGCCUUCGCUUUCUCGUUCUCUUUCAUUCUCAUCGAAAUUCAGGACACACUCAGGUCUCCACCAUCGGAGGCAAAGACAAUGAAGAAGGCAACCUUAAUCAGUACAACAACGACAACGGUCUUCUACAUGCUCUGCGGGUGCAUGGGCUAUGCAGCCUUUGGGGACCACGCCCCAGGAAAUCUCCUCACUGGUUUCGGUUUCUACAACCCGUUCUGGCUCCUCGACAUUGCAAAUGCCGCCAUUGUGGUCCACCUCGUCGGGGCCUACCAAGUCUUCUGCCAGCCCAUCUACGCCUUCGUGGAGAAAUGGGCUGCCCAGAAGUGGCCCGACAAUGAGCUCCUAUCCAAGGAGUUCAAACUCCAGAUCCCGGGCUUCCUCCGCCCCUACAGCGUCAACAUCUUCAAGCUCGUGUGGAGAACUGUUUUCGUUAUCCUCACCACCGUGAUCUCCAUGUUGUUACCGUUUUUCAAUGACAUAGUAGGGAUCCUCGGAGCGCUUGGGUUCUGGCCCCUUACCGUAUACUACCCAGUCGAGAUGUACAUCACACAGAAGGAAAUACCAAGAUGGAGCUUCAGUUGGGUGUGCCUUGAGCUUCUCAGCAUCGCAUGCCUCAUGGUUUCGGUGUUGGCUGCUGCUGGCUCUGUUGCUGGGGUUAUGCUUGAUCUCAGGGUUUAUAAGCCGUUCGAGAUGAGCUACUGAACACAGAUAGGGGUUCGUUUUCGGUUUAAAAGCUGUAGAUUCUUGUUAUUUUCCCCAAAAUCCCAGAAGUGUGAGGAGGUGAAGCUGUUUCUCGUUCUGUAUUGAAGUCGGGUUCCGUCGUUCCAGAGAUUAUAAUUAACCCAAGCAUCAGUAAAUAAUGUGCAGUAUUGACUAUGACAGAGAUGCGUACCGUCAAGUCCUUAGACAAGCAGUUCGUAGAAAGUAAACAAUUUAUCAAGCCUAA
Molecule: messenger RNA, 2145 nt
Organism: Punica granatum (pomegranate)
Lineage: Eukaryota; Viridiplantae; Streptophyta; Magnoliopsida; Myrtales; Lythraceae
Source: RefSeq, a predicted model, not a curated record